CCAGCACUCACAUUCCGUCUGUUACCGCCGUACGGUUCGGACGUGGCGAACGCGCGCGUACUGACCAAGCUUCAAAGUGUAUGUACGUUGUUGUUGUUGUUGGUGGUGGUGGCAAUCGUGGAAGAGCUCAACCCGUCUGCUGUGUCAGCCCGCUGCCGUGUGGAUCGCAGAACGCAAAUCUUGUCAAAUUUUGUGAAACAAAACCAACGUAAAAGUGUUCCACACAACGGAUCAAAAUCGGUGAGCCAAGAGUGGUGUCAGAAAGAGUGUGUGUGUGUGUGUGUGUGUGGAAAUAUGGUGAGCAGAAUUUGCAUCGCAUACCACGUGGUUUCUUUGCGGCAACUGUUCACCCUUAGCAUCGUCGUCAGCAUCCUCUACUAAGCGAUGCAGAAACCCGGUACACCGACGGUUCGUUAGUGCCGAUCGUUCCUCACAAAACCGGAGCAACAGCACAGCCCCGGCCCGACCAGCACCUCGGAACGUAUCCGGUCUUUGCCUGCCGGUCGUGAAUUUAUCAUACGGCGCCCACGUGUGUGUGUGUGUAUGCGUUCAUGUAUGUGUGUUUGUGGUGUGCAUUCGAGAAUCAUUUGCAAAGUUUGGGUACGGUGGGAUUUUCCCUUUUUUUAUCAUACGCGCGCGCUCGUUGCAACCUUUCAAUUUCGCAACAUUCUCAAAAGUGCAGCUGAAGCGUGAUUCGUCGACAACCGCCGGCAAGUCAGCAGUGAAUCGAAAGCGGGUAAAAUCUUCGCCCCCCCCCCCCCCUCCUCAUUUUAUCCACCCUCAAACGGUACGUGUGUAUAUAUGUGUGUAUAUGUGUGUGUGGUACGUGUGUAAAGAGCAAGGUGCAACCAAGUUCUGUUGGUUCCCUCUAUUCCCAGCUUCUGAUGGGUAAUCCUUUGAAGAAACCGCUCAAUAUACGUUCAGCACCAUAAGUAAGUGAGUGCACUGUGUGCAUUGUUGCUGUUGGUUGUCAAUUCACCCAUCCGGAAGUCGAUGAAAUGCAGCAUCAGUCAGUGUCAACCGCUGUAGUGUGCAUCCGUGUGUGGCCCGUGUGGGGGAUGCUGUUUUCCGCCGCCGUGUGCGAAUAAUCCUGCGCAGGCAAGUGCAACGCAACUGGAUGGAGCGCUCUGCCGUGCGAUCAUCGUUACCGGUGUCGGUGUAGCUGUGGUGCCUCGUGGCCAGUGUAAAUUGGUUUCUCAAAUUCGCUAUUCAAUGUGCCGUACCGUCCCUUCAACGGUCCCCUUCAACUGGUACGGAAGUACGUGUUUCGCAGUUAGGUGAAAGAAGCAGACGACUAGAUUGCUCGCCGUGUGCAGUGUGCAGAAAAGGGCAGCAGCGGCAGCAGCAGUGCACACGAUCAAUCAAAGCUACCUGCGCAACGGUGUGAUUAAUAGUGAAAGUGUCCGAAAUCUCUGAUAACAAAAAAAAAAGGGAGAAAUACAAGUAACGCUGUCAAGCACAGUGCAGCGUGUUAUUGCCAUUGUACCGGUUAACGGAGCACUCUGAUACCUUUAGUACAGCGUGCAAGUGAUAUAACCAGAGUAGGUGAGAAGAAUGUGAAGGUUGUACUUCUUUACCAGACGUCUCCAACCAUCGCACAAAUUUUGAUCGCAAGUGUCGGUUCCGCUUCCCAGACACGCGAGCUGCUGUUAGAUUUCAUUCAUACUGAUGAUUGUACGGUUGCACAUUCACUUUGCCGGGCGCGUGCUACGAUGGAUCGGCGGAAUUAUGGCAGCCACCGCUGAGCUGAGCUGAAGCCUCGGCAUUCCCGGCCAGCUCUCUUUCACCCGCUCUGUGGCGUGCGCUAGGAUACAAGACCGGUUUAAACACACAUAAACACACACACAGAAAAACAAGUCAGCACCAUCAGAACGAAUUCGCUUAAAGUGACGUGUGAACCAGUCAACCAUGGACGAUGGAGAGUCCUUCGGUUGGUGGUGUGAUCAUUGGAAAGCGUGGCGGUACAUGGUGUCCUGCGCCAGUUACAGUAACAGUUCCUCCUCGCUGCUGUGGGGUCCCGAUGUGCUGUGCCGGUUUGAUGGCGACGACAGUGCUGACAGUGCACGAUCGCACCCGCUAGGCCCGCCCGGGAGCGUGGGUGCGGUCGAGCUACGGACAGGAAACAGUACGGGCAGCCUCUACCGGGCCGCCACCCAGUGCUAUCAGACGUUCAAGUGUGGCCUGCAUUCCAUUGUGUCCGGCAGUGAUGGUGUUAGUGGCGAUCGACACACCGAGGAAGUGCGGUGGAACGAUGCACUGUACGAGUGUGCACCGGAACCGGUUGCGCCGGACAGUUGGCAGCAGCUACCGAGCACGAGCUGCCGCACCGCCGCAUCACACAACAUCACGCUGAUCGCGCGCCAAGUGUUCCAGCCCGUGUCGGAGCUGAUCGUGAAGCUGCCGAAGCUGCUGCUGCAGCUGACCGAGGUCAGCUUUGGCAGCUUGGACACGAUCGACACCGAUCGGCUGACGGUGGACGGUUGCUGGAAUGCGUCGCAGGCGCUACUGGACGCGGAACGACCGACGCCCGCGCAACCGUCACAGACCGCCCGGGCGGUCCCGGGGCCCGUGCAGUCCGUCCGGCUGGUCUGUGGCAAUGUGUCGACAGAGUCGCCGUUGGGCGCGGGAUCACUGUUCGAAAGUGACGCGUUCGAGCUGGUAAGCGUAUCGCUGCUCGAACCCAUCCAGUGCUGGAUGAAUGUCGAGCUGCGGAAUGCACUGGUCAGCCCCACCUGGCUGAACGGGGCGGAGCACCAUGCCGUGGCGGCGCUCGCGGGCUGGAACCAGACGCAGCUGCUCGGGGAGCUGCCGGCGGGUGGCGAUACGGCCCCGGGCCGGUACGAGUGGAGCUUCCUAUUCGUCAUCCUGUUCAUCUUUGCCGGCGGGCUCGGCAACAUUCUCGUCUGUCUGGCGGUGGCGCUCGAUCGCAAGCUGCAGAACGUGACCAACUACUUUCUGCUCUCGCUUGCGAUAGCGGACCUGCUCGUUAGCCUGUUCGUGAUGCCGCUCGGUGCCAUACCAGGAUUUCUAGGCUACUGGCCGUUCGGCGUUACGUGGUGCAAUAUCUACGUUACGUGCGACGUGCUGGCCUGCUCGGCGAGCAUCCUGCACAUGUGCUUCAUCAGUCUCGGCCGCUACCUGGGGAUCCGGAAUCCGCUCGGCAGUCGGCACCAUUCAACGAAGCGCUUGACGGGCAUCAAGAUCGCGCUGGUGUGGCUGCUGGCGAUGCUGGUCUCCAGCUCGAUAACCGUGCUAGGUAUGAUCAACCAGAACAACAUCAUGCCCGGCCCGAACGAGUGUGUCAUCAACAAUCGGGCCUUCUUCGUGUUUGGCUCGCUGGUCGCCUUCUACAUCCCCAUGGUGAUGAUGGUGGUGACGUACGCUCUCACCGUGCAGCUACUCCGCAAGAAGGCACGCUUUCUCGAGCAGCAUCCGGAGGGUGAGCUAUUUCGAAGACUGGGAGGCCGCUUGGCAUCCUCCAAACACUCCAAUAACUCGCAAAGUGAUGGCUCGUCCACUUCCAACAAAGCGGUCGAGAUGAGGAAAUUCACCGUCAAUAACAAUAAGCAGCCGGCGUACGGGCAGCACGAUUCGUCGCCACCGUCCUCGCUGCCAUCGGUGGCGGCCGGGCACAGUGCGCUGCCCUGGCGAUGGCACGGCACCACCGCUGGGACCGGCAAAAUGGACAGCAGAAUGAGCUCAAUCAAAGGCAGCAUGUCGCACCCGCACCUGGGCUACAGCAACGGCGGCAACCGCACGAUGGCGGGCAAGCGGUCGCGAACCGUGUGCGACCAGGGCACGCAAACGCCGGACAGCAUCGAGCGGGAAACGAGGCGCCAAAAGUUCUGCUCCUUCCGGAUACACCUCAACAGCGUACCGACGCCGGCGAUAAAUUUCAAUCUGAAGUUUCUCGGCAGCAAAAAGCGCACCAACCUGUCGGCGAACGCGGUCGCCACCGAGCAGAAGGCCACCAAGGUUCUGGGGCUCGUGUUCUUUACCUUUGUCUUUUGCUGGGCGCCGUUCUUCAUACUAAACAUCAUCUUUGCCGCAUGGCCGGAGGCGAAGGUACCGGAGCGGAUCGUCAGCAUCUGUCUGUGGCUGGGCUACGUUUCAUCCACGAUAAAUCCAAUCAUUUAUACGAUCUUCAAUAAAACCUUCCGAGCGGCGUUCAUCCGUUUGCUGCGCUGCCGAUGUGAACGGUCUGGUCGGCCGCCAAGGUAUCGCUCGGUAACCGAUAGCCGCGGUGCAAUCAGUCUGUGCACACCGUCCGCCCUACCGCUGGCCAUAUCACUGCAAGGUUCGUCGCUGCUCACGCCCUCCACCACCCAGGCCACCCCGCUGAGUGACUUUCGGGGCAGCUACGAAAUCACGGAUGAUGACUGUUGAGCGAACGAUGACGCUCGGAAUCCAUUCAGAAGCAGAGAACCGACCACAUUCGCACAACUCCUUCGUACUAGUUUGCUUGGUGUUGGUGGGAACUCACACACCCUAACCCUGCGUCGGAGCUUGCUGCUUCCAGCCGGCCGUUGCAUGCCUCAUCCCUUCACCAACCCACACACCCGCCACGGAACGUACAAAACAUGUUCACCUACCGAUCCUACCGAUGGCAGCGGAACAGCAAUCAACUUGAAGUCAAAUCGUCGUGUAGCAAUGUGUCGUAGCUGUUAUUGAACCUCCACCAAAUAGGGCUUACGGUAGAGACUAGCGAAUGUAAGAAAAUGACAGUAUUUUGUAAGAACAAUUUCCACGGUUAGCGUUGUUUGAACUGUGCACAACCCUAAAUGUGAUUUUAUAUAAUAUAUAAUAUAUAUAUAUGAAGUAAACGAAAAUGUGCUGGUCAAUGUA
Anopheles coluzzii is the source of this 4845-nucleotide messenger RNA. RefSeq names its product D(2) dopamine receptor (gene 5-HT2A). Bases 1909 to 4386 code for a protein of 825 amino acids. Gene Ontology annotation, molecular function: serotonin binding; G protein-coupled serotonin receptor activity; neurotransmitter receptor activity. The transcript has 8 exons. NCBI's taxonomy places the organism in Eukaryota, Metazoa, Arthropoda, Insecta, Diptera, Culicidae. The record is from RefSeq and is a predicted model, not a curated record. Gene Ontology annotation, biological process: G protein-coupled receptor signaling pathway, coupled to cyclic nucleotide second messenger; serotonin receptor signaling pathway; chemical synaptic transmission. Gene Ontology annotation, cellular component: dendrite; membrane.